GACUCCAUGUCCCAGCAUUCCGCGCGGCUCCGCCUGCUCUGCCAGUGCCGGGAGCCAGCCGGGUCUUGCCAUGAAAUAGCAUCCUUCUGACAGUGCCUAAAUCUUCUCCACAUGCUCCAGAAGGAAUCUCCGAUCAUUAUUGUUAGCCAAGUCCCCCAGAAUGAGGAAAUCUAGAAAAUCCUGCCUCAGGACUCCAGAACCAACAUUAAAUAUUGAGAAGAAAAUUAUUGAAGAACCCAAACACAUAGAGUUGUCCAAAAAACAAGUAAAGGAACUAGAAAUAAAGAAGCCUCCAAGGAAACGCCGAAGGGCGCCGGCUAAAUCAGAUGCUUUCAUCUGCGGUGACUGCGGCAAGGGAAGUCCAUGUAAGUCUGCUCACUUAAGGCACAUGAAAACCCACACAGGAGAACGUCCAUAUAUGUGCGAUGACUGUGGGAAAAGGUUCAUCCAGAUCUCAGAGUAUAAAAACCACCAGAGAUCUCACACCGGGGAGAAGCCAUACACCUGCUCAGAGUGUGGCAAAUGCUUCAGCCGCUGCACCUACCUCACCAUGCACAUGAGGACCCACACUGGUGAGAAGCCAUACAUGUGCUUGGAGUGUGGAAGGAGCUUUAUUCAGCACCCACAUCUGGUCAACCACCAACGGAUCCACAGUGGAGAGAAACCCUACAUCUGCUUAGAUUGCGGCAAGAGGUUCAGCCGCAGCUCUACCCUUGUUAUCCACAACCGGACACACACAGGGGAACGGCCUUACACCUGUGAAGAAUGCGACAAAAGCUUCCUGCGCAGCUCGGAUUUCCAGCGGCAUCGCAAGAUCCAUCAGGCUAAAUCGCCCCAUACCUGCCGAGAGUGUGGGAAAAACUUCAGCCGGAACUCCCUUCUUAUUAAACAUGAGCUCGCACACACGGAGAAGAAACCGCACAUGUGUGUAGAGUGUGGCAAACGCUUCAUGUGUAACACAACAUUUCUGCGGCAUCAGAACACGCACAGAAUUAACUCUCUAUAUGUGUGCUGGAAAAAAAUUCAAUCGGGGAUCCCUUCAUUGUGAAUUUCAGCUUUCUUUAAAGGCCGAUUGGAGAGCUGUUACUUUCAUCGAUUUCUCCUCCGGCCUUGGGAGUGGGAACGUUCUCGGUAGCUGUAAAUGAUACAGACCAAUACAGACUGUGACAGCCCUUAAACGGGUUCACUCCAAAAAUUGCCAGUGUUUUGUUUAUUUCAACACGCCAACCUUGAUCUGCUUCUAGCUUGUCUCCUUAUGUCCACAGCUGUGCCAGUCCACUUACCUCCAUUAAUCUAAUCUCCUGUGGAGCAGGAUGAUACAUUAAGAGGAGGUUAAGGAUAUUUUAGAAGUUUGCUUGCUUCAGGUUACAAUGCAUUGAACAUUAAGAUAAAUGAAUAACUGAGAAGAGCACAGUAACUGCGGUCUAUUAGCAACUUUCAUAGUUUGAUGACUUUACAAAAAUUGUCUUACAUUAGGACACUUCUAUCCUACUGUUAAGUGUUCUAGACUAGAUUUGUCAGGAAUAAACACUUAAAAUGAAUGGCCCUUCUAAGUAAAUGAUGUCAUUCACUUGUGCCCUAUGGCUGGAGGCCCAGAGCCUACUUAGUACAUUAUGCAAGACCAUAAUAAUUCUAUCUGGAAAUGGUAGAUUGUAGAUCAUGUUUGAGGAUCCGAACCCCUCUCCAUGAAUGCUGUUAUACUAUGGCUGGGGGUCCAAACCCCCCUCAGUAAAUGGUGUUAUACAAUAGAUCAUGGCUGGGGGUCCCAACCCCUCUCAGUGAAUGCUGUUAUACAAUAAAUCAUGGCUGGGGGUCCCAACCCCUCUCAGUGAAUGCUGUUAUACAAUAGAUCAUGGCUGGGGGUCCCAACCCCUCUCAGUGAAUGCUGUUAUACAAUAGAUCAUGGCUGGGGGUCCGAACCCCUCUCAGUGAAUGCUGUCGUACAAUAAAUCAUGGUUGGGGGUCCGAACCACUCUCAGUGAAUGCUGUCGUACAAUAGAUCACGGCUGGGGGUCCGAACCACUCUCAGUGAAUGCUGUCGUACAAUAGAUCAUGGCUGGGGGUCCGAACCCCUCUCAGUGAAUGCUGUUAUACAAUAGAUCAUGGCUGGGGGUCCGAACCCCUCUCAGUGAAUGCUGUCGUACAAUAGAUCACGGCUGGGGGUCUGAACCACUCUCAGUGAAUGCUGUCGUACAAUAGAUCAUGGCUGGGGGUCCGAACCCCUCUCAGUGAAUGCUGUCGUACAAUAGAUCACGGCUGGGGGUCCGAGCCACUCUCAGAGAAUGCUGUCGUACAAUAGAUCAUGGCUGGGGGUCUGAACCCCUCUCAGUGAAUGCUUUGAUAUAGUAGAUCUUGGAACGGCGAUAAGAUCCUUGUUAUCCCAAUGGUUAAACUACUAACCUUGCUAUACAUAAAACAACAAUACAAAGUUAAAAUAAAAAAUAGAAACCA
Molecule: messenger RNA, 2451 nt
Organism: Pelobates fuscus (common spadefoot toad)
Lineage: Eukaryota; Metazoa; Chordata; Amphibia; Anura; Pelobatidae
Product: gastrula zinc finger protein XlCGF17.1-like
Exons: 2
Coding region: 161-1048 (295 amino acids)
Biological process (GO): regulation of transcription by RNA polymerase II
Molecular function (GO): RNA polymerase II cis-regulatory region sequence-specific DNA binding; DNA-binding transcription factor activity
Source: RefSeq, a predicted model, not a curated record